UUUGAUAUUUUUAUACACUGUAAUUAGAUCUAAGUAUUAUAAUCAGAAGGGUUGUUUUUAUCAUCAGGGAGUUUACUUAAACACUCUGUAUUGAUUGAGAGACAAGAAAAGAGAGAGUUGGGAUCGUUUAAGAAUCUUUAAUUUCUAUAAUUAUAAAUUCUUACAAUCUACCAGGACUAUCUCAAUGAUGGAUGCAUAUGGAUUUGGAUGUUUCGUGUUGGUGUGUGUGUGUGUGUGUUGUUCAGAAUCUCUAGGCUGACGUAGCGAAUCUGGUUGUUAUGACUAGGCUACCACGAGGCUUCAGACGCUGAUGACAUGAGCCGCCAUUUUGUGCCGUGACCACGUACCUAUGGAGUCUCCCGUGUAGAUCAGGAAAUGCCAGGUCCUCGGACCUCGGAUGUACCGGAGCUGGUGAAACAGCGGUCGCAGCACUACAAAGCCCGUCUGUGGGUCAGCUCCGGUAGCAGUCGGCAGGCGUCAGCAAGUUCACUCUUAUUUUGAAGGAACGUCGUCUAGUUGUUCAAACGACGGAAAUUUCCAGCUUGACAGUUCUCAGCUUAAAGUAGAAAGUACAGCUGGCCAGCCUGUAACUUUCUUAAUGUUGACGAUGGAAAUCCUUAGGACCUCCAGAUGAACGGAACUGAGGUUAGCAUGGAACUGAGUAUAAAAUGGCGUUGCCUUGUUUUAUAUCCCCUAAUUGUUUACCAAUCUUAGUAAACCAGAUUGGACAGAUUAAGUAAACAUCCCAGAUUCUCUCUACGACAGACGAAAGUUCUGAUUGGUUGAAAACAAUGUGUCAUGCGUUUCCAUGGUAAUGUAGAUCAGUCUGUCUGGUGCAGUCCUGUUUAUUCAUUAAACACAUAACUCAUGACAUUUUUAUUUCACAGAUCAUUCACCUGAUUAUUAAUGAUCAACAUAUGCUUAUCACAAAUAAAGUACUUUGAUUAAUUAAUGAAAAGCGUUCUUCUUCUCUUCCUCUGUCUCUUCUCCUGGAAUGUAAACAUACUGAACCAAGCGUCCGACCUUGGCGAUGUUACUGUGUGAAGGGGCAGCUGUUAAGGGCAGACAAUUAUAAUAUUCAUAACGCUACAUUUGAUAAACAAAUUUCUUACCAGUAUACAGAUCUGCCAUUUGUUUGUCAGAACAGGACAAAUCAGAUUCAAUGUGCUUUCUGUCACAUGCUCUGUAUUAUCCAUCAAAAUAAUGUUAUCCAGGACAGAUGAUCAGUGAGUUAAAUACAUGCAUUUAAUUAUUUGAUUUUUACAUAAAAUCUAUAUUUUUGUCUAAAAGCUAUUUCUUUUGUUGUUGUUUUUUCUUUCUCUUUAGAUUGAAAACUACUGCAUUGCAUCACAGUGGAAGUGCUACAUGGCCACAUGCAUCAACUGCAGCUGAUGACAAGCAUACGGACCUAUUGUUCGAGUCGGUGGAUGCUCUACCAUAUCAGGAGUCCUACUAAGUACCUGUGCCUGAACCUUUCUGUGUCUAGUUCAAAAGACCUGAAAGACCUGCAGGCACAGGUUAAAAUUUUAAAAUAAUCUGUAAGGUUGCCUGAUGCUAAACUUCAGGCAGCUGCGUGUGACUGUACUCCCGUGGAGCAACCGCCUGUUGGAGGAGUCGUUGUGUUGCUGUCAGGAGUUUGGGUCGGAGUCCUGGAUCUAUGGAAAUUCUUUCCUUGAAGCUCCUGAUCACACAACCUAGCAGUCGGCCCACUACCUUCUGCUCACCCGCUUGCAACUCAUGCUGUCAUUCUCCCAGACUUCUGGUUGUUUCUCCACCAUUCUGCUGUCUCCCGUCUGCGCUACAACUUCAGACCGGCCUUCUGAUCUUUAAACACUAAAACCUGUGGCUCCAUCUCCGUGGCGUUUCUCAGUCUCUAAGCUUCUGGUUCCUGAUCUCCAGCAGUUACCUCUUCAGUCAUCCGUCAAACAUUUUAAUAAACUGUUUUUAGCGCAUUUGUCUCCUGAGUUUCUCUGCAUGGUCAGGUUGUUGCAAAAAUCAUGACAUUAGCAAUUAUUUUGCACCACUCUGUUAAACAGCUGAUAUUAAUUUCAAGUGUAUCUUUAAAAAUACAUUGAAUGUCAACGUGAAUGAAAGGCAUCCAUUCAGCUUUCAGUGUCUAAUGUCAUGGUCUGCGUCAGCCCCCUUCCUUUAUGUGCCUCCUGGUGUCCUCCAUCCCUCUCUAGAUUCCCUCUUGUGUCCCUUUGUUCCCCAGCUUCUCUUGUGCUCUCUUAGCGCCCUCAUGUGUCCUUGUCUGCAUCCCUGUUAUGUAUCUUUAUGUUGUAGCCCUUUGGCGCCCUCUUGUGUCCUUUUUCUGUGUGUCAGUUUAGUGUCUGAUAUCUUUUUCACUAGUUCCUCCCAGGUCAUCACCAGCCUCGUUGUCCUCCAGCUAGUUUGUGUGAGUCCUUCCCUCUGUCUUUAGGAAAUUGUUGUUUAGUUUUGUGUUGAGGUAUUUGCCAUCCUCUGUUUCUGUUUUCCCCAUUGAGUUGAUUAGUGUCACCUGCCUUCCCUCCAGCAGCUCACCCCACACACCUGCUUCCUGUUUCCCUGAUUGCUUCUCCCAGUGUAUUUAAGCCCUGUCUGUCUCUGUGUUCUUGUCGGUCCAUUAAUGUUUGCUUGUUGUUCUUGUCAGCCUCGUCUCGUUCCUGUUCCUAGCUUCUAGUGAUUCCAGUGUUUUCCAGUGUUUCUAGUUCUCUGAAGUUUUUGAUUACUCAGUUUAGAUUUUUGGAUUUUUUGGUUUGGGCUCCCUGCUUCUUGGACUACUCCUAAUAAAGGAUUUUAUUUUCAUCAUUCACCUCCUGCCUCGUUCAUCUGGUUUUCUGCAUUUUUGGGUCCUAAAACAUCCUACCACAUCAAAUCCUGACAGAAUGGACCGACCAACACAGGACCCAGCGGGAACUCCAGGUACACAGGAGAUCUAUUACGAUGGUGAUCCAGACCUUUGUGUGGAGUUCAUUCGGACCUGUGCCCGUUGUUUGGACUUGAAAUCCUCAGAGUUCGACAAGGUGUCGUAUAUGGUGCUUUGGUUGAGGGGUAAAGCCUUGCAGUGGGUUGCUGACCACUUCGACAUAGAGGAUCUUAGGGCGGUGUCGUUUUGGGACUUUGCUGCAUUGCUCCUCCGCACUUUUGGCCCAGAUCCUCCUCCACUAGUCGCUUAUGCCACCUCAGCAUCUCAGAUGGGUCACACCGCCACACCCUCACCAGGUCCUGACAGCACCACCACUUACUCUCCGGGGGGCUGUCAUUCCUCCUCAGUUCCUGCCAGUGUCCUCUCCAUACCUCAGCUGAGCCAAAAAAAACCACGCCGACGACGCCGCAACCGUCCUGCUCCAGUGGUGGUCCCGGUGGACGCAUCGCCUCCUGCUCCAGCGGUGGUCCCGGUGGACGCAUCGCCUCCUGCUCCAGCGGUGGUCCCGGUGGACGCAUCGCCUCCUGCUCCAGCGGUGGUCCCGGUGGACGCAUCGCCUCCUGCUCCAGCGGUGGUCCAAGGGGACGCAUCGCACCCUGCCUCGGCAGAGGAGGAUGCACGGGCUCCGGUCCAGCCCAUCCAUGGGGUCCCGGGUCAGAAGUCAACGCCCCUGGACCCGACGUCGAUGGUGGUCAACGGCCCUUCCUUCGUCGGCCCUCCUGAUGACGACGUGGCCGAAGUCGUCGGCCCUCCUGAUGACGACGUGGCCGAAGUCGUCGGCCCUCCUGAUGACGACGUGGCCGAAGUCGUCGGCCCUCCUGAUGACGACGUGGCCGAAGUCGUCGGCCCUCCUGAUGACGACGUGGCCGAAGUCGUCGGCCCUCCUGAUGACGACGUGGCCGAAUUCCAGUGUUUAGUGUCUGAUAUCUUUUUCACUAGUUCCUCCCAGGUCAUCACCAGCCUCGUUGUCCUCCAGCUAGUUUGUCUUGCACAAAUAGACCUGGUGUGGGAUGUGCUGAAGGUUCAGUGUGAUGUGAUGUGA
Messenger RNA from Nothobranchius furzeri (turquoise killifish), 3947 nucleotides. The record is from RefSeq and is a predicted model, not a curated record. Lineage: Eukaryota; Metazoa; Chordata; Actinopteri; Cyprinodontiformes; Nothobranchiidae.